AUGGGUGAGGAUGAAUACUUUAGUGAUAAGUUGAACAGUCCUGACCCAGAUGAUUCAGGUGAUGAAAAAAGGCCCAAGUUUGAGAGAUUUAAGAAAGAGCAUCUUAACAAGGAUUAUAAAUUUAAGUGGGGUAUGGAGUUUAAUUCACUUGUUGACUUCAAAGAUGCUAUUCGUGAGUGGUCAAUGGUUAAUGGGAGGGAAAUUACUUUUGUGAAAAAUGAGAGCUAUAGAGUAAGGGUAGAGUGUAAGGCUAAAUGUGGUUUUUUGGUCUUAUGCUCUAAAGUGGGCCACAAACACACCUUUGCUAUAAAAACACUUAAAGACACCCACACAUGUGCUAGGAUUUUGAACAAUAGAUCUGCCAAGUCUAAAUGGGUGGCCAAGCAUGUGGUGAAGAUGCUGCAAACAUCUGAAACUGUCAGGAUUAGUGACAUAAUACAAGAGAUAAGGCAAAAAAUUUCCAUUGGUAUAAGUGUUGCAAGAGAUUGGAAGGCUAAGAUGAUUGCCAAGAAGGUGAUUGAAGGAGAUGCAGAUUCUCAGUAUGCAUUCAUAUGGAGGUAUGCAGCUGAGAUAACAAGGGUAAAUCCUGACAACACAGUCAAGAUUAAUGUUGAAAGACCUAGCCCAAGCAUACAACCAAGGUUUGGUUCCUUUUAUUUUUAUUUUGAUGGCUGUAAGAAAGGCUUUAUACAUGGAUGUAGACCUUUUGUGGGGGUUGAUGGGUGUCACUUGAAGACCAAAUAUGGUGGGCAACUACUAAUUGUUGUUGUUAGGGAUGCUAAUGAUCAAUAUUUCCUUUUAGCAUUUAGUGUGGUUGAGACUGAAACUAGAGAGAGUUGGAGAUGGUUCUUACAACUAUUAAUGGAAGAUAUUGGACAAGAUAGGAGAUAUGUUUUUAUAUCUGAUCAACAAAAGGGACUAGUAGCAGUAUUUGAUGAAAUGUUUGAUAGAAUUGAGCAUAGAUUGUGCCUUAGACAUUUGUAUGCUAAUUUCAAGAAACGGUUUGGUGGUGGAACCUUGAUUAGGGAUUUGAUAAUGGGAGCAGCUAAGGCUACAUACUAUCAGGCAUGGGUCCAAAAGAUGGAUGAAUUGAAGAAGGUUGACACCAAUGCUUGGAGUUGGUUGAUGGCUAUUGUUAGGAGUGAAUUAGUAGUAUUAAGGCUGACAAUGGCUAGGGACAAGCCUAUUCUCACCAUGUGUGAAUGGAUAAGAAAAUAUCUUAUGAAUAGGUUGGCAACAUCUGCAACUAAACUUGAAAAGUGGCAGCAUAGAGUUAUGCCAAUACCUAGGAAGAGGUUAGAUACUGAAGUGUUUAAUAGUGGGCAUUGGUUGCUAACUUGGUCAAUGGAUGAGAAAUUUCAGGUUACUCAUAGUUUCAAUACUCAGGAGUUUAUUUUGGAUAUUACUAAAAGGACUUGUAGCUGUAACUUUUGGGAACAGGUAGGAAUCCCAUGUAGACAUGAUGUAGCUGUCUUGAGCUAUAGGAAGCAAAACCCAGAUGAUUUUGUGGAUGAAUGUUAUACAAGAGAAAAGUUUAAGUUAUAUUAUGGUUUUUCUGUUAGCCCUAUCAAUGGUCAAGAUAUGUGGCCAAAGGUUGAAGUUGAAAAACCCCUUCCACCAGCAUACAAAAUUGGUCCAGGUAGGCCUAGGAAGUUGAGGAUAAGAGAAAGUUGGGAGGAUGGUGCUAGGAAGAGAAGGCCUGGGGUUGCAUAUAAAUGCACCAAGUGUGAUAAGUUUGGUCAUAAUGUCAUGACUUGUAAGAGUAAGACACAAGACCCCGAUGCACUAAAAAGAAAGAGAAAAGUAAAGAGUGAUGCUUCUGGAACUGCUGCCAACACUGCCACUGAGACCGCAGAACCUGAUUCUGAGACUGUUAAUGCCAACACUGUCACUGAGUCUUCUUGUGUGGCUGAUGAUGCCAAUAUUCAGACUGCAUCACCUGAUUGUGAGACUACAGUACCUGGUGAUGCCAACACUGAGCCUACUGUGGAACCAGACCAAUUACCAAUAGUUCAGAGUUAA
Vicia villosa (hairy vetch) is the source of this 2022-nucleotide messenger RNA. RefSeq lists its product as uncharacterized. Gene Ontology annotation, molecular function: zinc ion binding. Lineage: Eukaryota; Viridiplantae; Streptophyta; Magnoliopsida; Fabales; Fabaceae. The transcript is spliced from 5 exons. Bases 1 to 2022 code for a protein of 673 amino acids. The record is from RefSeq and is a predicted model, not a curated record.